Molecule: messenger RNA, 135 nt
Organism: Linum tenue
Lineage: Eukaryota; Viridiplantae; Streptophyta; Magnoliopsida; Malpighiales; Linaceae
Source: the annotation of a GenBank genome assembly
AAGCCCAAGUCGUCUGGCCACAACGUGAUCGUUGGCCAGUGGACUCCGUUGGUAGCUGACAGGGCUGCGAACAGAGUCUCUGGCUACAGUGUCAUCAUCAAUAUCAUUUAUGGCGGCCUGGAGUGUGGGCGCUGA